AUGGUAUAUUUAGAAGGAAGAUGGCACCUGCUGGACACCACAUGGGGAGCUGGCCAUGUUGACGAGAACAUAAGCAAGUUCACCUUCCAGUACAAUGAGUUUUAUUUCUUGACCCAUCCGGCUCUCUUCAUUGGAGAACAUUAUCCAGAACAAGCAGAUUAUCAACUGCUGGACCCAAAAGUGACCAGCAAAGAGUUUGAACAGUUUGUGCACCACAGAAGUCAUUUUUAUAACCUAGGCCUGAUUUCCUCUCAGCCUGAAGCAGCUGUUAUAGAAACAGAUAAAGGAAAAGCCACCAUUACUAUUGCAGGCCAGCACAAAAUGGAGUACAUCUUCAGCUUAAAUGAAACAGAAGAUAUGGGUCUGCUAAGGCUGAUGGAGCAUGAAGCCAGAGUUUAUGUUUAUCCUCUAAAGACUGGGCAACAGGUUAUACAAAUUUAUGCCAAGAGACUAUAUUUAGUAGAAGCUUAUCAGCUGGUGGUGGACUACAGAAUACACUGCAAAAGUUUAGACAGCAAGAUAAAGAUUCCCAAGUGUCUCCAUAACCCUGCUGGUCCAAGCUGGCUCUCAGAAGAGUCAGGACUCCUCCAUCCAUCACACAAUGAUCCCAUUAUUUACACAGAAGAUGGACUCUGUACUAUAAGCUUUACCUCGGGCAAGGAGCUGAAACUCACAGCCAACCUCAGAACUGAUGAAGUGAAAACUAUUCUGAACCAUAUCAUGCAAAGAGUGCAGGACAAGAUGGUGGAGUUCAGUGUCUAUCUUCCACAGGCCGGCACAUAUGUUCUCCAAAUAUUUGAGAGUAGUAAAGGGUAUCUCUGCAACUAUCUAAUAAUUUGUCAAAACACCAAAGUGAAAUGGCCACCUUAUCCUGAAAUACUUCGUAACCCUGUUGGCCCAAACCCAGAGACAGAGAAAGCUGGUCUUCUUCACCCUUCACAUCUAGAUCCAGUCAUUCACCAAGAAGAUGGACUUUGCACCAUUAGUUUCCAAACCAACACGGAACUAAAGUUUAGUGGCAGCUUGAAGUCUGAUAAAAUGGAGCCCAUCAUGAACCAGAUUAUACAGAGAACAGGGAAGGAUAAAGUUGAGUUCACCAUCCGUCUUCCACAAUAUGGUUCUUAUGUUUUCCAGAUAUUUGGUGAAAAUAAAGGCUUAAUCUGUAAUUAUCUAAUACGAUGCUCUAACCCAAAAGUAAAAUGGCCACCAUUUCCUAGCAUGCUUCACAACCCAGUAGGUCCAAAUCCAGACAUAGCAACAGCUGGACUGCACCAGCCCUCACAUCUGGAUCCAAUCAUCACUACUGAGGAUGGAUGUUUUACCAUUACCUUCACCACAGACCGGGUAUUAAAGCUAAGAGCCAGCUUGAAAUCCGAUGAUGUACAGAUUGCACCCAAUGUUAUGUAUAUUCUUCAGACCAUACAGAAGCAGAAACUAGAGUUCAAUGUGCGUCUUCCUCGUGCAGGUUCCUAUGUUUUUCGGAUAUUCGAUGAAAUUGCUGGCUAUAUCUGCAAUUAUUUAGCCACAUGUUUGAAUCCCAAGGUAAAAUGGCUUCCUUUCCCUUCUAGUCUACAUAACCCUGUGGGCCCCAAUCCAGAGACAGAGAAGGCUGGGCUUUUUCAGCCUUCACAUCCAGACCCUACCAUUCAUACUGAAGAUGGAUGUUGUACUGUCAGUUUCACAUUAAUGCAUGAUUUAAGCAUUUUCCCCACGCUACACUCCGAUGAUGUACAAAUGAUGCCAGAGAUGGAGCACAGGCACGUCUUUCAAACGAAGACAGAAGGCAGCGUGCAAAUCAAAGUCCGUCUUCCACAGUCAGGGACUUAUGUCCUACAUGUAAACAUUAUGCCAAAGAACAGUAACAUGUACAAACAUCAGUGUAACUAUCUCAUCACUUGUACCAAUACUGCUGUGAAAUGGCCGGUGUUUCCAUUGGUGUAUACAGGCUGGUCUGAAAGUUACGAACUUGUCCAGCCUCUGGAGGGCGUUCUACCCAAAGACAGUGAUGUCUUCUUCAAGCUAAAGAUUUCUGACGUAGCUGGAGUAGGUGUAAAGGGGAAAAGUUCCUUCCCUCUGACCCUCACCGAGGAUGGUUACUGGGAAGGCACCUGCAAUACAGCCGAUUGUAAAUACAUGUAUGUCUCUAUCAGUUCUAAAGACAAUCCAGAGAUCUGGACAUUUAUUCUUCAGUAUCAUGCAUUUGCCAUGGUCCUGGGUCCUCCAGAAGAGCGGGGGGAGCCCGAAAACCACAGCCGGGAGGGGGCUGACCAUGGGGGACGGACCUUGGAAGAGAGCGGUGGACCUUGGAGGGGAGGUGUGGGCGGGGGGGAGGGGAUAGAUGAGCUGGCUGCUGUGCAAUUGAUACGGACCGAGCACUAA
Nanorana parkeri is the source of this 2379-nucleotide messenger RNA. RefSeq lists its product as uncharacterized. The coding region runs from base 1 to 2379 and encodes 792 amino acids. The transcript is spliced from 4 exons. Lineage: Eukaryota; Metazoa; Chordata; Amphibia; Anura; Dicroglossidae. The record is from RefSeq and is a predicted model, not a curated record.